Messenger RNA from Penicillium macrosclerotiorum, 2559 nucleotides. RefSeq names its product cell division control 45 family protein. The transcript has 2 exons. NCBI's taxonomy places the organism in Eukaryota, Fungi, Ascomycota, Eurotiomycetes, Eurotiales, Aspergillaceae. Gene Ontology annotation, molecular function: DNA replication origin binding; chromatin binding; single-stranded DNA binding. Gene Ontology annotation, cellular component: DNA replication preinitiation complex. The record is from RefSeq and is a predicted model, not a curated record. Gene Ontology annotation, biological process: double-strand break repair via break-induced replication; DNA replication initiation; mitotic DNA replication preinitiation complex assembly. The coding region runs from base 1 to 2559 and encodes 852 amino acids.
AUGUAUCUUCCACGGCAGCUCAUCUCGCACCUAUACCUACAACUCCUCCGAUCCCACCAUCCGCUCUCUCCGCCAGUCCUGAUUCUCGUGGCUCUCGAACCGGACGCGCUGUGUGCUUGUCGAAUUCUAACCGCCCUACUAAAACGCGAUUAUAUCCCUCAUAAAAUUCAACCUGUUGCCGGAUAUGGCGACCUGGCGCGUGCGGGACAGGAAUUGGUUCGGCCUAUGCAGACCACAAAUGGCGGCAGCGGAGGUGUUGUUGUAUGCCUGGGUGUAGGUGGUUUGGUUGAUCUGGGAGAGAUCCUUGCCUUGAAUCAGCCAGAGGAUGAGGUGGAAGAAAUGGGAGGCGUCGAGAUUUGGGUCUUCGACGCGCGCCGGCCGUGGAACCUAGGGAACGUCUUCGGCGGACUGGCUGGAAUGACGCAGGCGAUGGCCGAGAUUGAUGUCAAUGCGCAACGGCGCGGACGGGGAGUGGACAAAGGCUGCAUUACCCCUGCCUACAGGUCGAAGAACGGCGGUAUCAUCGUGUUUGACGACGGUGAUAUCGAAGAAGACCUCAUCAACGAACGAGAGGCAUAUCACGCGCUUCUCGAGAUGCCUGAGGUAGACGAUGACGAUGCGAGUGACGAUGGGUCUAUAAUGGAUGAUGAUGACAUGCAAAACGGUUCCAAGAAGCGCAAAUCGUGGUCAGGACGUGAGGAUGAGGACGAGUCUGAAGAUGAGGAUGGCCCUCCUCGACAACGGAAACGAAGUAAUUCGGGCUCAUCUAUAAUGUCAUCCCCAAGUCAUCGACGACGGGCUGCAAUCAAUUCUUCAAAUUCAUCGCGCUCCGGCACUCCAACCGACUCUCCUUCCCCCACCGAGCCAGCACAAUCGUCGGCCCGAUCCUUGAAACGGCGUUUGGUGCGAUUGAAGAAGAAACACGAGGCCGUGUUGCAGACUUAUUACUCGGCAGGAACUUCAUAUUCGGAGCCAAUCUCGUCAUUAAUCUACUCUCUAGCAUCAGAACUUGGUCGCGAAGAUAAUGAUCUCCUCUGGCUAGCAAUUGUCGGCGUAUCUAGCUUAGAGCUAAGUGGACGAACCAUGACUGGUGUCAGUAUCUCAAAUACAUCAGAAUCUGGAGGAUCUGCAGGCUGGGGCGGACAACGAGGAGAACACAUUCGUCAAAUCCUCCGAGAUGAAGUACACCGUCUGAACCCGCCUGAUCCCAUGGAACGGGAUCGUGAUAUCAGAGGAGAGAUCAAUGGGGUCAUCCCAACAACCGCAAGGUCUCCUACGGACACAUCGAUUCGACUCUCGCCCGAGCCGCGCUUCUUACUCGUCCGACACUGGUCACUCUACGAUAGCAUGUUGCACAGCCCAUAUCUGGCGCCCCGACUUCACGUCUGGACGGAAAAUGGCCGCAAGCGCCUGCACAAGCUCCUAGCCAAGAUGGGUGUUAGUCUAAGCCAAUGUCACCAGAAUUACACACAUAUGGAUAUGGAACUGAAACGGGUUCUGCGGGGACGACUUCUCAAGUAUGCACCUAUGUACGGUCUGGAUGGUCUGGUCCCUCCAGAACCUACCGGUGGACAUGCAACUUCCAGAGAAGGCUGGGGAUUUGUUCGUUGCUGGGGCUGGAAGGCAUGCCUGUCUGCUACCGAUGUCGGUGUCAUUAUCGGUGCCAUGCUUGAAGUCGGACCACACGAAGCCUCGGGAUCCUGGGAUGCUAAACAUCUUCCACGGCCCCGAGGGUCAAAUGAGGAAGCGGAAAGCAGCGUUGUCAUUGGGGAAUCUGAUCUGGCAAGCCUUCUGCCGCGAUUUUGGAGUGCAUACGACGCACUUUCGCUGACGUCUGAUUCGCCUACACUUCUGACGGAAUCUCUGCCUUUAGCCCAGCACCUUCAUCGCGCUAUUCUCCGCACUGGAACGUCUUUGCUAUCCAAACAUCAAAUUCGUCACCUACGAGCAUUCCGCAUUGCGGUCGUCAAAGAUGGGCCGGAUGUGAAACUUUUCACUAAUCCUGGUGCUUUAACAAAGCUAGCCCUUUGGAUUGCCGAGGCAAUUCGGAUACAAGAACGCGAAAAGGGGGACUCGGUCAAAAUCGGACGGAAGAGGGCAGCUGGUACUCCUCUCGUUCUUGCUGGACUUGACGAGGACCGGGAUUUGUAUGUCGUGGUAGGUACUGGUGGUGGCGGCGGUGUCGUUGACUUUGCUGCUAUGUCGAAACGGCAGGAAGAGCGACGAAAGAAGAGAGAAGCGAAGGAAAUAAAACAAAAGGAGAGGGAAGAGCGGCGGGCCAGGCGCGCUGCGGAGCGAGCGGAACGAGAGGACGAUGAUGGUGAAGAAGAAGAUUCCGAAGAGUCCGAGUCAUCGUCCGAAUCCGAGUCUGAGGACGAGGAUCCUCGAGGGAAAAAGCACCUGUUGCGCAAUCGAUUCGGCAUUGCGUUCCAAGAAGUAGUCCAAGAGACUAACGCGCGUGUCCGUAUCGACAGCUUCGACCAUUGCGUCGUCGAGGUGCAAAAGGACGAUUUGGGUGGCUUCUUGGAAGCGUUGAGCUUCCGCAGCGUUGUGGGCUGA